UUGUCCUCUCGGCUUCCGUCGACGUCGCGAAUGCGCUUGACGUCAGCAUAACAACAACCUGUCAUGACAGCUCGUAUGGGGAGAAAAAUAACGAUAAAGAUAUCAAACCAUAUAAAUUCCGUUUCACCUGGAUGUAAGAUUACGUUUUUAAGCUAGGGGAGAUCCAGGAGGGACAACAAGCGCCUUUCCGGGAACCGGUCAGCUAGCCAGCCGAAGAGACGGGGAACAGGAUAGGGAAGCAGGGCGAGGCGGGCCCCGCGGAGCCGGUGGAGAAGAUGGCCGGCAGCCCGGAGAAGAGCUCCACCGCGCAGGAGCUGAAGGAGCAGGGGAACCGGCUCUUCCUCUGCCGCAAGUACCAGGAGGCUGCGACGUGUUACAGCAAAGCUAUUAACCGUAAUCCGUCGGUGGCAGUGUACUACACCAACCGGGCUCUGUGCCAUGUGAAGCUGCAGCAGCAUGACAAGGCCCUGGCGGAUUGUAAGCACGCGCUGGAGCUGGACAGUCAGUCUGUGAAGGCCCACUUCUUCCUGGGCCAGUGUCACCUGGAGCUGGAGAACUACGACGAGGCCAUCGGCAACCUGCAGAAAGCUUAUAACCUGGCGAAAGAACAAAGACUGAAUUUUGGAGAUGACAUCCCCAGCGCCUUGCGCAUCGCAAAGAAGAAGCGGUGGAAUAGCAUCGAGGAGAAGCGCAUCAACCAGGAGAACGAGUUGCAUGCCUACCUGACCAAACUCAUACUGGCUGAGAAGGAAAGAGAACUCGACGAAUACAAAGAGAAACAGGACGACAAUCAAAAUGGAGGCGACGCUGCCAAGAUUUCAUCGAAAACUGACAAGUAUCUAAUGGACAUGGAUGAGCUCUUCUCUCAAGUGGAUGAGAAAAGAAAAAAGCGGGACAUCCCAGACUACCUGUGUGGUAAGAUCAGCUUUGAGCUGAUGAGGGAGCCCUGCAUCACGCCCAGCGGAAUCACCUACGAUCGCAAGGACAUCGAGGAGCACCUACAGCGGGUUGGCCAUUUUGACCCGGUCACCAGGAGCCCCCUGACCCAGGACCAGCUGAUCCCCAACCUGGCCAUGAAGGAAGUGAUCGACGCCUUCAUCCAGGAGAACGGCUGGGUGGAGGACUACUGAAGGGACCACCCCCACCCCCCCAGCUCCCAUCUCUCCAUCACGCCCAAACAGAAGUCUGGACAACACGAGACUGUAGAGAACAGACCCCCUC
Messenger RNA from Pungitius pungitius (ninespine stickleback), 1221 nucleotides. RefSeq names its product STIP1 homology and U-Box containing protein 1 (gene stub1). The transcript is spliced from 8 exons. Bases 276 to 1130 code for a protein of 284 amino acids. Gene Ontology annotation, biological process: positive regulation of proteolysis; proteasome-mediated ubiquitin-dependent protein catabolic process; protein polyubiquitination. Gene Ontology annotation, molecular function: ubiquitin protein ligase activity; protein-folding chaperone binding. The record is from RefSeq and is a predicted model, not a curated record. Gene Ontology annotation, cellular component: Z disc; cytoplasm. Lineage: Eukaryota; Metazoa; Chordata; Actinopteri; Perciformes; Gasterosteidae.